UAGCAGACAGCGACGGAGUCGUAAAGCCUCACAAUGAAAUUUUUCAUCGACGAUCUCCCCGUGCUGUUCCCUUAUCCUCGCAUUUAUCCCGAACAAUAUGCUUACAUGUGCGAUCUUAAAAAGACCCUCGACGCCGGGGGUCACUGCGUGUUGGAGAUGCCGUCUGGUACGGGGAAAACGGUGUCGCUUCUGUCACUGAUUGUCGCCUACCAGCAACACUACCCAGAGCAUAGGAAACUUAUAUACUGUUCUCGAACCAUGUCCGAAAUCGAGAAGGCAUUGACUGAGUUGAAGGCGUUGAUGAAAUACCGUGCACAGCAACUUGGCUAUACAGAAGACUUCCGCGCGCUGGGACUUACUAGUCGAAAGAAUUUGUGUCUGCAUCCAUCUGUGAGGAGAGAGAAGAGCGGGAGUGUCGUCGACGCACGAUGCAGGAGUCUAACAGCACCCUUCAUACAAGAAAAGAAAGAAAGAGGCGAAGAUGUCGAGCUCUGCACAUACCAUGAAAACCUCUAUCUCCUCGAACCACACAACCUUGUUCCGCCGGGCGUCUUCACUCUCGAUGGGCUCAUCCGAUAUGGAGAACAACACACCCAGUGUCCUUAUUUUAGUGCCCGGCGCAUGAUGCCGUAUUGCAACGUUAUCAUCUAUUCAUAUCACUAUCUUCUCGAUCCAAAAAUCGCAGAGAGAGUGUCCAGAGAGCUCUCCAAGGACUGCAUAGUUGUUUUCGAUGAGGCGCAUAACAUUGACAACGUUUGCAUCGAAUCUCUCAGCAUCGAUCUGACGGAAGAUUCGUUGCGCAAGGCUACGAGGGGAGCGAAUAACUUAGAACGCAAGAUUGAAGAGAUGAAAGGAACAGAUGCAGAAAGACUUCAAAAUGAAUACUCGAAGCUCGUUGAGGGGUUGCGAGAGGCUGAGCAAGCCAGGGAGGAAGAGCAGUUUAUUGCAAACCCCGUGCUUCCAGAUGAUCUGCUCAAGGAAGCCGUACCAGGAAACAUACGGCGAGCAGAACACUUUGUUUCCUUCCUGAAAAGAUUCAUCGAGUACCUCAAGACUCGGAUGAAGGUCACACAUGCUAUAUCUGAAACUCCUCCUUCAUUUUUGAGUCAUCUUAAAGAUCUAACCUAUAUUGAGCGGAAGCCACUGAGAUUCUGUGUUGAACGCCUAGCGUCGCUCGUUCGAACAUUGGAACUUAUGAAUAUAGAAGACUAUCAGCCCCUCCAGGAAGUCGCCACGUUCGCAACCUUAGUCGCAACCUACGACAAGGGGUUUGUCCUGAUUCUUGAGCCAUUUGAAUCCGAGACAGCAACCGUACCAAAUCCUAUACUACAUUUCACUUGCUUGGAUGCCGCAAUUGCAAUACGGCCCGUAAUUGAACGGUUCAGCUCAGUUAUUAUUACAUCUGGAACUCUGUCGCCUCUUGAAAUGUACCCUAAAAUGUUAGGUUUCACCACCGUUCUCCAGGAGUCGUACACCAUGACCCUGGCUCGUCGAUCUUUCCUUCCUAUGGUUGUAACGCGUGGUUCGGAUCAGUCUCAGAUCUCAUCGUCAUUCCAAAUCCGCAAUGACCCGGGAGUCGUCCGUAACUAUGGAAAUCUUGUUUUGGAGUUUUCUCGCAUCACUCCCGACGGGAUUGUCGUCUUCUUCCCGUCCUAUCUAUAUAUGGAGUCUAUUAUCAGCAUGUGGCAAGGAAUGGGCAUUCUAGAUUCCAUCUGGAACUAUAAAUUAAUUCUCGUCGAGACACCAGAUGCACAGGAAUCUUCACUCGCAUUAGAAACUUAUCGAACAGCCUGUUGCAACGGGCGAGGUGCUCUCUUACUCUGUGUCGCUCGAGGCAAGGUGUCCGAGGGUAUCGAUUUUGACCACCACUAUGGGCGUGCUGUUCUUUGCAUUGGUGUCCCAUUCCAAUACACUGAAUCCCGCAUUCUAAAAGCCCGUCUUGAAUUUCUUCGUGAGAACUACCGUAUUCGUGAAACUGAUUUUCUCUCGUUCGACGCCAUGAGACAUGCCGCGCAGUGUCUAGGUCGUGUCCUCCGCGGCAAGGAUGACUACGGAGUCAUGGUAUUAGCUGACCGCCGGUUUCAAAAGAAGCGCUCUCAGCUACCCAAAUGGAUCAGUCAGGCCUUGCUCGAAAGUGAAACCAAUCUCAGCACUGAUAUGGCCGUGGCUACUGCAAAGAAUUUCUUGCGUACGAUGGCUCAGCCCUUUAAAGCCAAGGACCAGGAGGGAAUCUCUACUUGGAGUUUGGCGGAUCUAGAGCGACAUCUAGCGAAAAAAAGACAGGAGGAAGAGAAGGUUAGGAGAGAAGAACUAGCCAACGGUCGCAGAGCGAACGGAGCUGCCACUGGUCCUCCUGCGACUGCAGCCGGUAGUCCUGAUGAAUUUGAUGACGAUAUCGAUGGAGAUCUAAUGAUGCUGGACGCAAGAUAAUUGGAACAUUUGGAGCAUGCACCGUUAAUCCCAUUCUGAACACGAG
Molecule: messenger RNA, 2476 nt
Organism: Monascus purpureus
Lineage: Eukaryota; Fungi; Ascomycota; Eurotiomycetes; Eurotiales; Aspergillaceae
Source: the annotation of a GenBank genome assembly